This is a messenger RNA of Cuscuta europaea, 3578 nucleotides long. NCBI's taxonomy places the organism in Eukaryota, Viridiplantae, Streptophyta, Magnoliopsida, Solanales, Convolvulaceae. The record is from the annotation of a GenBank genome assembly.
AGUGUUUGGAACAACAGAAAUGACUACACUAUACAUGCCGCUGUUCAGAACCUGCACAACCUCAAGAUCACUCACUCAACUCCAUGCCCGCCUCAUUAUCACAGGUCUCCACAAAGAAGCCCAAGCUUCCACUAAGCUAAUAGAGUCCUAUGCCAAAAUGGGAUCCCUUGCAACUUCAAGAACCAUAUUUGACUUAUUCCCCGAACCCGAUUCUUUCAUGUGGGGCGUGCUGAUCAAGAACCAUGUCUGGAAUUGCUGCUUUCAAGAAGCCAUUUAUCUCUACGACGCCAUGCUUUCCCAGCUUCCUGAAAUGAGUGAUUACAUAUUCCCUUCUGUUUUGAGGGCCUGCGCUGCAAUUGCCGAACUGGGUGUCGGUCAAAAAGUCCAUGGGAGGAUUAUUAUGACUGGGUUUGCGUCUGAUCCUAUUGUUGAGACCUCUUUGUUGAAUAUGUACGGCGAGCUGGGGAGUGCAGUCUAUGCACAGAGACUGUUCGAUGGAAUGUUGAUAAGAGAUACCGUUUCGUGGAGCUCGAUCAUUUCCUGUUACGUACAUAACGAUCAGCCUGGGGAGGGUUUGAAUGUAUUCAGGGGAAUGGUGAAGGAAAGUGUUGGAAUUGAUUCAGUUACACUGCUUAGUGCAGCAGAUGCCUGUGGGGAGUUGGGUCUAUGUCAAAUAGCAAAAUCUGUGCAUGCUUAUAUUUUGAGAAAAAACAUCCCAAGUGAUGGGGCAUUGAGUAAUUCCCUCAUUGCAAUGUAUGGGAAAUGUGGAGAAAUAGGUAAUGCUGAGUCACUCUUUCGCCAUUCUAUCAAUAAGAGCACUUGCACAUGGACAGCAAUGAUUUCCAGCUUUAAUCAGAACGGAUAUUAUCGUGACGCAUUAUCCGUCUUUGUUGAAAUGCAACAGUCAACUGUAGAGCCCAAUGAAGUGACUUUGAUGAGCAUUUUGUGUGCUUGUGCAAGAUCAGGUUUGUUAAAGGAAGGGAAAACCAUUCACGGCUAUCUUAUCAGAAAUGAUGUUAUAGACUCUAAUCCUAAUAAUGACACCCUGAGGUCUGCUUUAGUAGACUUGUACGCCAGUUGCAGAAGGCUAGGGGAUUGCCACAAGGUAUUUGACACAUCGAAACAUCGACAAAUCAUUUCAUGGAAUAUGCUUAUAUCCAGUUACUCCAAUGAAGGGAUGUGCAUCGAGGCAUUGAUGCUAUUCAUGGAAAUGAGAAGCAAGGCAAUACUUCCAGACUCUUUUACCCUUGGAAGUGUCAUUUCAGGUUUUGGAGACACCGGUUUUUCUCAAUCCGGGAGCCAGAUGCAUUGCCAUGUCAUCAAGGCAGGAUUUUCAGGAAAUGAGUUUGUCCAGAACGCACUAAUUGAGAUGUACUCUAAAUCCGGGCUUUUGUGCUCGGCUUAUGCCGUCUUUGAGGAGAUCAGUGACAGAGGAGUUGUGGCUUGGACAUCAAUGAUGUGUGGGUUUUCCCAAAAUGGUAAAUCUGAGGAGGCUAUUGCUUUGUUUGAUGAAAUGUUUUCAGGUUCACUUCCAAUGAGCGAGGUGACCUACUUGAGUGCAAUUCAAGCAUGCUCUAGCAUAGGUUUUCUUGAAAAGGGGAAAUGGAUUCACCAUAAGCUGAUCAUCUUUGGUGUAGUAAAGGACGAUUUGUACAUCAACACAUCUCUGACAGACAUGUAUGCUAAAUGUGGAGACCUUCAAACAGCUCAACAAAUCUUCGGGAGAAUUGCAGAGAAAAGUAUAAUCUCAUGGAGCGCGAUGAUAGGCGGUUAUGGCAUGCAUGGUCAUAUCACUGCCGCAAUAUCACUCUUUACUGAAAUGGUAGAUUCCGGAAUAAGACCAAAUGAUGUGAUUUUCAUGAAUAUUCUCUCUGCUUGUAGUCAUGCUGGGUAUGUGAACGAAGGAAAGUAUUAUUUUAAGGCCAUGUUUGGUUUUGGUAUUGAGCCAAAAACCGAACACAUCGCAUGCCUAGUGGAUCUUCUUAGUCGGGCAGGUGAUGUAGAAGGAGCAUAUGAGAUUAUCAAAUCAAUGCCAUGCCGUGUAGAUGCUAGCAUCUGGGGUUCACUCAUAAAUGGGUGUAGAAUCCACCACAAAACAGAUAUUAUCAGAAACAUUCAGGAGAACCUUUUGAAUGUACAGACUGUGGAUAGUGGAUGCUAUACAUUAUUAAGUAAUGUACAUGCAGAGAGAGGGGAGUGGAGGGAAUGCAAGAGUGUUAGGUCCAAAAUGCAUAGUGCGGGUCUUAGGAAGGUCCAUGGGUAUAGUAUGAUUGAAACGGAUAGGAGUGCUUUCCAUCCACCGGAUGAUCUGGACUUGCUAACUUGCUAGAGCUGGACCGUUGAAACGAAGGGAUGAGAAAUGGUGCACAUAAGCGUGGGAACAGGAUGAGAAAUGGCGCACAUGGUAGAAAUUGGGUUGUUUCAGCUUGUAGGGAUAGGUUGAGUGAUGUAGAAAUAAUUUGAAAUUGUGAACGAACAUCAUCAUCAUCAUUACCCCAGUGCCGCAAAAGCUCCGGAUGACCCAUAGUGAAAAUCGUGUCGAAAAAUUACAUGGACUGACUGGUGCUUCAUAACAAAAAUGCGCAGACAGUGUAGUAAAGAGAACUCAUAGUGCUUUUUGGUGUAAGGAUGUGGCAUAAUGGUUCAAGGGACAUAUAUAAGCACUUUAGCAACAUCAAGUUACUGUGGUUUAAAGAGGUAUUUUGGCAUUUUAAUGAAGACCCGGUCACCCGGGGCCCGGCUGUGUUUGGUGUGGGAUGUCAACGUGGUUGGCAUUAUUCACAUAGAAAAAGAAUAUUUAAUAUUAGACAUAUUGAUAUUUCACAAGGAUGGUAUUGGUGAGUUGAAGCUGGAUGGCUGUUCGAAGGGGACGGUCAGAAUCUGCUAGCAUUGAGCACAGAAAGAGGCACAAUGAGGACAUAUUGGUGCUUUUUCUAGCAGAAUUUGGCAACAUGAGUUCAGUGUGCUCUGAAUUUGGAGCAAGACCACAUCGCCCAGCAACUGAGAAAUAAGCUCGCUGAGGUUAAAUCAGAUUUUUUUAGAGAAGCAAGAGUCUAGACAAGGAUCAACCUCAAGAUUUGGCUAUUAUCAUCUUGCGCUUGCGGUGCCAAACUUUCAUUUUCAUAGCGUUUCUUGACUGUUAUUGAAUAAAUGCUGUUCAAUGCAAAAAUAUACUUUGGGCCUGAAACAGACAUCAAUGAUACCAACAUGCCGUUGUUUAUAGUACUUGGGCCAUGAGUUGCGGUGGAUGAGCCACCAGGUGCGGUUGUUCUCCUCCAACGAAAAUGGAGAUCGGCGGUCUUGGUCGGCAAGGCAAAUUCUAUUGAUUGGAACGAUUACUAGUUCUUGGUUCUUGAUUGGUUGGGCUAUCUGGUGGGGAUGGUUCAUGGUUGGAUGAUGAGACAGAGAGAGUUUGAAUACCCAACUGUAGCAGAGCCUGAGACUCUGAGAGAUCGGAUCAAAAUACGGUUGCAAGGCGGGACUGAUAGAUUAGGCCAGCCUGAGAGCUUGGGUGAGUGUAAUUGUGAUAGAUUUUAGGGCUCCUCUGGUUUAAGGAAUGUCGGAUUACUAUGACAAUG